GUCAGUCAUGAGCAAGUUUUGGUAAAGAAAAAGAGGAAGGAAUCCUCCCGAACCCCUGACCCAUUCAAAACACGAGCAGACUGCUGCUGGAGCCGGUGGUCGAGGCGACGAUGCUCCUCGGAACAAGCGUGUGUCUGGUCUUCCUCGUGCUGUCUCUGCGGGUGGAGGCUCAGUAUGAGAAGUACAGCUUUAAAAGUUUCCCCCAGAAGGACAUCAUGCCACUGGACACCGCGUAUGGCUACGCGAUGGAGCAGUACGCGGCGCAGAACUGGGGCGACAGCAUCAAGUAUCUGGAGCUGAGUCUGCGGCUCCACCGGCUCCUGCGGGACAGCGAGGCAUUCUGCAGCCGCAACUGCAGCACCGUGAGCCGGGCAGACCCGGACCCCGAACUCGGCGACAGUAGCCUCCGCGUCGUGCGCCACAUCCUCCUCAGAGCUGCGUGCCUGAAAAAGUGCAAGGCGCAGUUUCCAGUGUUUAAUGUCGCGUAUCCACGCAGGGAUGUACUGGAAACGUUCGAACAAAGGAUACCGUACCGGUACAUACAGUACGCGCACUACCAGCUGAAUAACGUGGAGAAGGCUAUCGCAGCAGCCCACACUUACCUGAAGAAGAACCCGAAAGACUCCUACCUGGCCAAGAACAUGAAAUACUACAAGACGCUGUUCGACGUGGAGGAAUAUCUCAUCGACCACGAGGAGCAGCCGUACGAGAGUGUGUUCCUCAAGAGUGUGACGCUCUACAACACUGGGGACUUCAGCAACAGCGCCCGGAACAUGGAGCAGGCCGUCACACAGUACUUGGAGAUCUACAGCCUCUGCCAGGCGGGCUGCGAGGGCUCGUUUGAGAUCGUGGAGUACAAAGACUUCUACCCCACGAUGGCGGAUCUCUACACCGAUGUGCUCAAGUGUAAGAUAAAAUGUGAGGAGUACCUGACGCCCAACGUUGGAGGAUUCUUUGUGGAGAAGUUUGUCGCCACGAUGUAUCACUACCUCCAGUUUUCCUAUUACAAAUUGAACGACGCAAAGAACGCUGCUCCGUGUGCAGCCAGUUACAUGCUGUUCGAUCCCAAAGACCAGGUGAUGCAGCAGAACGUCGCAUACUACCGUUUUUACCGGGAGCAGUGGGGCCUCGAGGAGCCAGACUUUCAGCCUCGGACUGAAGCACUGAGGUAUUUUAACCAGACAACCAAACUGAAGGAGAUGCUGGAGUUUGCACUGAACUACCUUCAAACAGACGACGAGGGCGUGGUAGGUCCACAAGAAACGGGGGCCCCACACUUGGAGAACCCCGACGGGGAGUUCGAGGGGAUGGGAGAUUAUGAAGAGUCGUUCCUGGCCGAGUGGUGGCAGGAACCUAAAACAAAGUGGGACAUUGGAGAAGAGACAAUCUGACCUCUGACCUCGUACCGUACGUAAGCAGAGCGCUUCUUCGCCCCAGCUCUGUCCCACCUGUCAGGACGACAUACCAAAGACUACAGACAGAACAGACAGACACACCAACACUUCCAUCAGUAUCAAGCAGGAAAAACAUGACUCACACUCAAGCUGUUCGUUCUCCUGAACUUCUCCAUCAUGUUGAUCCAAAUCUGAUUGACAUAUUCUGUCUUGGCUGUCAUCAGCCUCUUAAAAACAACAAAUCACUGGCCAAUGACUCUUCUACCAUGUUUAUUUAAUUAAAUCUGACAUGUAGCUUUUCUUAUCUAAAGAUGAUUAUAAACAGGGAAACAGGCAAAGGUAGGUGCCAUGUGAGAACAGGAGGUGUGGUUUCAUGUUUUAGUAUUUUAUUUUUCAAUCCAUCUACAAGCCUUGGUUCAUUUCUUUCUUUUUGUCUCAAUUCAAAAAGAUAGUGUCUAAAAAAUAUGUAAGAUGCAUCUCAUUUUUCUCUUUUUUUUUUUUUACCCCCCUCCCUUCACUUGGAACGGCCAGAUUGGAUUUGAUACCAUCUCUGUACAUACUGUUAUUACGAUAGUGCAUCUGCCGUAGUGCAAAGCUCCAACAGACCAAACUUAUAGAUUGUGUACCGUAUCGAGACAAGCUGCCUCCUGGGACCCUUAAUCAAGAUCUCUUUAAUCUCAUCUACAGUGGAGGUUUCAUUACAAAGUCUCUGGGCUGUGGCGUUCGCCCGCGGCAUCGUGGCUAUCAACAAAUAUACAGAGGAAGUCAUGUGACAUUUCAGUGACAGCUGGAAUGAUACAAGAGAGAACAUGACAGCCAGCUUAGAUGUGACACUGUCCUAAAAAAAUGCAUGGAUUACAGUAGAGAUUCGCAGAUGCGGGUCGAGUCGAGAGACCGGUACGUUUGCUGGAACAUAAAAUCCUAACAGCAUUUAAAUAAAUCUUCAAACGGUGCGUCAACAUUCAGCUUAUCUUGCACGUUAUUUACAAAUCGUUGUGUGCGUACAAGUUGGCUAGUGCUCGUCUUCUGUUGGUACGUGACGUAAAAACAGUUGGGAUUCUUUUAUUGAUGUGCUGCUUGUGUGGUGCCAUGGCUGCAGCACACGGAAAGAAGUGAUUCUUCUUCUAGAGGUAAAAACCUGCCCCAUUGUACCAGUGACAGGACCAGUGUUAAGGUGUAUAUGGACACAGUUGCCCCUAACACUAAUGUAAACACGUACAUUCUUCCCUUGUUUAAAAAUGAACUCACACCCGUACAUUCACCUGUGCAACAAUACAAACACACGCACACAUUAAAACCUCCUAAGCGUACAAAGUUUGGGCCUGAAAGUGGUGAUCACGCACACACACACACACACACACACACACACACAGACACACAGACGGGUAUUGUGGAAUGUAUGUUGGUCAGUCUGUGGUAGGAAACACUAAGUUUGCGGUCUCUGCUGCUUUCAAAGUUCAGUGAUUGAAAAUGAUCCCAAAAACCAAAAAAUAAAACACCCAUCUUCCUCUUUU
Solea solea (common sole) is the source of this 2908-nucleotide messenger RNA. RefSeq names its product prolyl 3-hydroxylase family member 4 (inactive) (gene p3h4). The transcript is spliced from 7 exons. Gene Ontology annotation, biological process: collagen fibril organization; peptidyl-lysine hydroxylation. The record is from RefSeq and is a predicted model, not a curated record. Gene Ontology annotation, molecular function: protein binding; collagen binding. Bases 111 to 1391 code for a protein of 426 amino acids. NCBI's taxonomy places the organism in Eukaryota, Metazoa, Chordata, Actinopteri, Pleuronectiformes, Soleidae. Gene Ontology annotation, cellular component: endoplasmic reticulum.